This is a messenger RNA of Pterocles gutturalis (yellow-throated sandgrouse), 2427 nucleotides long. Its product is annotated as dysferlin-like. The record is from RefSeq and is a predicted model, not a curated record. Gene Ontology annotation, cellular component: T-tubule; cytoplasmic vesicle. Gene Ontology annotation, molecular function: calcium ion binding; calcium-dependent phospholipid binding. Gene Ontology annotation, biological process: negative regulation of phagocytosis; plasma membrane repair; macrophage activation involved in immune response. Lineage: Eukaryota; Metazoa; Chordata; Aves; Pterocliformes; Pteroclidae. The transcript has 21 exons. The annotation marks the transcript as partial.
AACGAGCUGUCCUCCAGCCUGGAUGAGUCUGCCGACUCUGACCUGCCGUACCCCCCACCCCAGCGGGAGCCCAACAUCUACAUGGUCCCCCAAGGAAUCAAACCCAUCCUGCAGCGCACGGCCAUCGAGAUCCUGGCCUGGGGGCUGAGGAACCUCAAGAGCUACCAGCUGGCCAGUGUCACCUCGCCCAGCUUGCUGGUGGAGUGUGGAGGACAGCUCGUGCAGUCCUGCGUCAUCAAGAACGUCAAGAAGAACCCCAACUUUGACAUCUGCGUGCUCUACAUGGAAGUGCGUCUACCCAAGGAGAGCCUCUACAGCCCCCCCAUCAUUGUCAAAAUCAUUGACAACAGGCCAUUCGGCCGAAGACCCGUGGUGGGGCAGUGCACCAUCCGCUCCUUGGAGGACUUCUACUGUGACCCCUACCGAGAAGAGACCGACGGUCCCCAGGACCACGCGGAUGACGUGAGCCUCACGCCCAGGGAUGACGUCCUCAUUGACAUCGAUGACAAAGAGCCUCUCAUUCCUGUCCAGCUUGCGGAGGGCAUGACCAGCUCAGCAUUAAUUAACAUGCCAGCUUCUUGGGUCCAGCCUCAUGAGGAAGAAUUCAUUGACUGGUGGAGCAAAUUCUACGCUUCCACAGGAGAGAGGGAAAAAUGUGGCUGCUAUUUAGAGAAGGGCUUUGACACCCUGAAGGUCUACGAGACGGAGCUGGAGAACGUGGAGGACUUUGAGCAUCUCUCUGACUUCUGCCACACCUUCAAGCUGUAUCGCGGCCGGUCGCAGGACUCCAGUGAUGACCCCUCGGUCGUGGGGGAGUUCAAGGGUUCGUUCAAAAUUUACUCGCUCCCGGAUGACCCACGGGUCCCGGUGCCACCUCGGCAGUUCCACCAGCUGCCGGCCAGAGGACCCCAGGAAUGUCUCGUCAGGGUCUACAUCAUCCGGGCCUUCGACCUCCAGCCCAAGGACGCCAAUGGAAAGUGCGAUCCCUACGUGAAGAUUUCAGUGGGAAAGAAAUCCAUAAAUGACCAAGAAAAUUACAUCCCCUGUACGCUGGAGCCUGUCUUUGGAAAGAUGUUUGAGCUGAGCUGCACGCUGCCCCUGGAGAAGGACUUGAAGAUCACGCUCUACGACUACGACCUCCUGUCGAAGGAUGAGAAGAUUGGGGAGACCGUCAUCGACCUGGAGAACCGGUUCCUGUCAAAAUAUGGGGCGCGCUGUGGCCUCCCCCAAACCUACUGCGUCUCUGGACCCAACCAAUGGCGAGACCAACUCCGUCCCUCCCAGUUGCUUCACCUCUUCUCCCUGCAGCACAACUACAAGGCUCCCACCUACAAGUCUGACCGGCUCAUCUUCAGGGAGCACGAGUACGUCCUCUCUGAACUGGAGGACAGCAAACCCCUGAACCCCCACCUGGGGCCGGUGGAGGAGCGCCUCGCCCUGUACGUGCUGCGGAAGCAAGGGCUGGUGCCGGAGCACGUGGAGACGAGACGUCUGUACAGCCCUCUCCAGCCAGAAAUCGAGCAGGGAAAGCUACAGAUGUGGGUGGACCUGUUUCCAAAAUCUCUGGGUCAGCCUGGCCCCCCUUUCAACAUCACGCCACGCAAAGCCAAGAGGUUCUUCUUGCGCUGCAUCAUCUGGAACACCAAGGAUGUCAUCCUCGAUGACCUCAGCAUCACCGGCGAGAAGAUGAGUGACAUCUAUGUCAAAGGCUGGCUGGUUGGCCAUGAGGAGAACAAGCAGAAGACAGAUGUGCACUACAGGUCUAUGGGAGGAGAGGGCAACUUCAACUGGAGAUUCAUCUUCCCCUUCGACUAUCUCCCUGCUGAGCAAAUGUGUUACAUUGCAAAAAAGGAGCACUUCUGGAGCUUGGACAAGACAGAAAACAAGAUUCCACCGCAGCUGAUUUUCCAGAUCUGGGACAAUGACAAGUUCUCUUUUGAUGACUAUUUGGGCUCCAUUCAGAUGGAUCUCAACAGGAUGCCCAAACCUGCCAAGACCGCUGAGAAGUGCUCCUUGGAGCUAGUAGAUGAGACCUUGUCUUCGAGUCACUUUGUGUCACUCUUUGAGCAGAAAACCGUCAAGGGAUGGUGGCCCUGUGUUGCUGAGCAGGAUCAGAAGAAGAUCCUGGCGGGCAAAUUGGAGAUGACUUUGGAAAUUGUGGCAGAGCAGGAGCAUGAAGAGCGGCCAGCUGGCGUGGGUCGGGAUGAGCCAAACAUGAAUCCCAAGCUGGAGGACCCCAAGCGCCCGGAGACCUCCUUCCUGUGGUUCACCUCCCCGUACAAGACCCUGAAGUACAUCCUGUGGCGGCGGUACAAGUGGGUGGUUAUCCUGGCCAUUGUCCUCCUCAUUUUGCUGCUCUUCUUGGGAAUCUUCAUCUACGCCUUCCCGAACUACGCUGCUAUGAAACUGGUGAAACCUUUCAGCUGA